AUAAUUUUUUCAUACUUGUUAGGUUGUAUGUAAGGAUGUUAGAAAUGUGUUCCUGUUGUCAUGUUGUCGCCUCUAUUCUUUGUUGUGCUCUAUCCUCAGUGCAGCGGAGAGUCUCUGAAAGGUGAGUUAGUCUCUACAGGUAACCCCAUAGCAACUGUGUGCUGAGACCUGUCUGAUUCUCAGUGAUCAUCAUAGAUGCACAUUUAUAAAAGGCCGCUUCUGCCUAGAUGCGUUGAUCAUUGUUUUAAUAAAAACUUGGCUAACUCCUAUUUUUAUUUUAUGGUCAAUGAAUUCUGAAUUUAUGCUUCUUAAUUAAUGAAAUGUUUUAAUUGAUUUCUGAUUAUGUUUAUGUUAUUGAUUAUGUUAUUGACCGCGUUGGGAUGGCUUUGCAUCAGAAAUCCUCCAAGAGGUACGAAUGAGAAUGACCUUAUCCUAAUCUGUUUUAGAAUAAACUAUGACCAACCUUAAAAUAUAAAAAUAUAAUAAUCACCAAUUCUUGUUGUAAAUGUUAGUUUUUUCCAUCAAAUCAACACAUUCACACUCUGCUUGUAUUUCCGAGGAUGUAUGUUGUAUUCUGUAAAUCCUAAACCGUAGACAAAAUCGUUGUGAGAUUAGUGCAGAUGAGCAUGCUACAAUUAUUUUGGUUUUUGACUUCUAUUUUCAUAGUUGAUUUAAGUGUUUAGACUUCUUUUAAAAUGUCUCAUUUAAAAUCUGUUGAAAUCCAAGUGUUGGUUCAGCUCAUCUACAAUCUUUCCAACAUGUUGAUUUGGAUUCUGUCGACCAUUGAAGAUGGAUGCAGAUUGCAGACAGGUAAAGGACCUCUCUAGUGAAGCAUUGGCUGAUUCUGGUUUAUUACCAAGUAGGUAAUACAACUAUUGGGCGUAAUUAAACAAGGAUUUCUUGUGACUUGGGUUUCUGUUUCAAACAUUAUUGACCUAUUCAGCCCUUAUUUUUGAAUGGAAAAUAUUUGUACUUGUUAUGAUUUAAAUAAAGGUUUGAAAGGUUAUUGUCUUUAAUUAUUGUGAAUUUCACACACGGUUGGGUGGGAGGGUUUAAAUUGACAGAAUAAAUUAGGGUGGAUUACUUUGGAUUAAUUGCAUGGUUCCAGGCUUAGUGUUUUGGGUCUGAACUAGUAUUGGCUGUAAACAUGACACGGUGAAGUCCUGGCCGGCAGAGGGGAGUCCUAACCAGCAGUGGGGGGUCCUGGCCUGCAGGGGGCAAUCUCCUCAGUCCGCAGUCCCUCCGGAAGAAGAAGAGCACAGCCGCCAUUAACAUCCGAGCGGUUUGUGUUCGGCAGAAACUUCAAUGAAAGCGUCCAACCCGCUGCAAACCAAGAUACCGUGAAUACCCCAUAUCAACCGUUCCUUCAAUAGGCGUUAGCUUUAGGCAGUAUAGUUCGGGCUCGGACGGUAUAAUGUACCGCGGUCGCCCCCCGCACCGAGGAGGCUACCCGCCGCCGUUCGAAGGCCGUGGACCGCCCUUCGGCCACGCGUCGGGACGGUCUUACUCCCCGCCGUCCUACCGGGAGGAGAGGGGCAGGCCCCGGUCCCCGUACCACCAGCACGGCUACCAUGACCGCGGCCAACCGUCCGACUCCUACAGGCGCUCCCCGCCCCGGAGGAGGUACCCCUCUCCCGGGCAGGGCAGCCACCGAGGCGGGGAGUACUGGGGAAGCGGGCCGCCCAGAGAGAGAUCUCCUUCUCCACGAGGACGUCACCCCAUCGACCACAACCUGGUGAUCACCGUAGGCAACGAGCUGACGGGAAAGGGGGGGCCGCCCACUUCUCGACAUUUGUCCUCCCCAGAUGACAGGCCAAGGGGGCGGAGCCGCAGCCCCGACCGGAGCCGUGCCAAGAGCCGGGGGCGGAGCAAGAGCCGAGCUCGCUCCAGGAGCCACAGCCAGACCCCUGAGAGGGGCCGCGCACGUAGUAAGAGCCGUGCUCGGAGCAAGAGCCGCGGGAGAAGCAAAAGCCGCGCACGUAGCAAGAGCCGCGGGAGGAGCAAGAGUCGGGUCCGCAGCAAGUCCAGGUCCCACUCCAGGUCCCCGUCGCGGUCCCGGUCCAGAGGGCGGAGCGCUGGGCGUGCGGUGAGCCGCGGGCGUAGCAGGAGCCGGGCGAGGAGGAGCUGGAGCAGGAGCAGCAGCGGGAACAGCGUGGACAGCGACCGCACCAAGAAGCAGUUCCAGGAGCUGGAGCUGGCCCGCCGUAGGAAGGAGAUGGAGGAGCUGCUGAACCGGCCCACCAAGUCCAUCCUGAAGAAGCGCCUGGGCUCCGAGGACUCAGCCUCCCGCAUGAGCAGCGACUCCCCCAGCGGGCAGGAGGGCGGUAACAUCUCCCAGGUGGCCCAGCGCCUGCUGAGCGCGGUGAAGGGGGUGGAGCCCGAGGCCCUGGCCUCCGUCCUGGCGGAGCUGAAGGCGGACCCCCAGCUGGCCCAGCGGGUGGGGCUAGACCCUGAGAUGGCUGGGAUCCUCCAGCUGCUGGGGGUCCAUCCCGGGGGGGGCCGGGCCAAACCCAAGGACGUCAUCGAGGACGAGGAGGAGUUCCUUUACGGGGACAGUGAUGACAUCAAGCCCCAGGGGCCCUCCGAGGCUGGGCGGGGGGGCCCCCCGCAGCAGCAGGCCUACUCCGAUCUCUACGGAGAGCUGACGGAGGACGCACUGUACGGGGAGCCCCAGCCCUACGCCCACCCUCCCCCCGCCCCCCAAGGCCGCCCUGCCCACAGCGACCCCGCCGUGGCCCCCCAGCAGGGAGAGGGGGCCGAGGAGUACCAGGCAAUCCAGGGCCUCCUGAAGACCAUCGGGCUGGACCUGGGGGUCACCGAGAUCAGCAAGAUGGCCGCCCGCACCAAGGAGCGUCUCCACGGCAACAAGCCCCCGCCCAAGACCCCCACCCGGCAGCAGCGCUACUCGUCGGGGAGCUCUGAGCGCAGCGGGGCGAGUGGGCGGAGCCGGCGCCGGAGGGGGCGGAGCAGCAGCAGCAGCGGCAGCUCGGACAGCAGCCGGAGCCGCGCCUCCAGCUGGAGCAGCGGCGAUGAGGAUGCCGCCGGCCGGAGGCGCCACCAGGCCCCUCCCCCCACCGCAGCCAGGCCCCGCGCCGUCAAGCAGCUGAAGGGCGAGCGGGGCUCCUGGGAGGAGGAGCGGCAGACCCCCCCCGCCCUGGCCCCAGAGCCCGGCCCCCCGCCCGCGCCCCCUGCGGCCCCCCCCUACGGCAUGGCGCCCCCCCAGAGCUACCCCCCCCACGCCUACGGCCAGUACGGCAGCUACAUGCCCUACAUGCCCCAGCAGUGGCCCCCCAUGUACCCCCCCCCCGGCAUGCCCCAGGACUACCCAGGGCCCCCCCCCUACGAGCGGCCCUUCAACACGCUGGUGCAGCCCGAUCUGACGUCGCUGAAGAGGCUGGAGAUGUCGAAGGAGCGCGAGCGGUGCAGCAAGGUCCUGUCAGAGGAGAAGAACAACGAGAGCCAGAAACAGAAGGUGCUGGAGGAGCGGGAGAAACUGCUCCAGGAGAGGGAGGUCCGCAUGAAGAAGAAGGAGUGUCUGAUGAAGGAGCUCGAGAGCCUCCGCAAACAGCAAGGCGAGCUGCUGAGGAAGAAGCGGCGGGAGAAGGACGGCCACAAGGACCCCCUGCUGUGUGAGAUCAGCGGGCUGCAGGAGAGCGUCAUGCGACAGAUCUCCGAGCUGCGUCUGGAGCACGAGGCGGCCGAGAGGAAACGCACCGAGAUCGACAAGGUGGCCCUCAUCCUGGGGCUGGACCCCUCGGACCGCCCCCGCCGGGCCCCGGCCGCGGACAAGACCGGCCCCGAGGGGGGCCCCGCUGACAAGCAGUGUGCCGAGGCGAGAUCCACUCCGAACCAAGACACGCCCCAGACGACUGGCUCCUCCCCCUCAAAGACCUCUGAGAAGUUUCAGUACUUUGACUCGGGAGAACAUUGGUGCAAAAACUGUAACGUCACCACCGGCUCCAUGUUUGUUUAUUUCACACAUUUGCAAGGCAAGGGGCACAGAAAGACUCAAGACCCCUACGACAGACCCUGGGCCCCCCCUCUCUCCAAAACCGUCAACAUCCCUUCCGGGGAGAAGGUCACCAAGCCGGCUAAAGGCUCAGAGUUUCUGCUGCCGGUGAGGGGGUUCUACUGCCGCUUGUGCAAAGAGUUUUACGGAGACGCCAUCUGUGCGGAGGAGCACGUCACGACACACGCUCACAACGAGAAGUACAAGCUCUACAUGAUGGAUAAACCUCUCUACGAGCAGAGGAGGAGCCUCGAGCAGCAGGCCGGGCUCACCCUGGACUCUGGGAAGAAGCGCAAGCACAUGGAGGGUCCUGGAGACCACGAUAAGGAGGAGAAGUCCAAACACAAGAAGGACAAGAAGGACAAGGAGCAGAAGCGUGGGGAAGACGUGAAGAAAGAAGAGAGGUACAAACCGAACAAGGAGGAGGUGGAGGAGAAGUUCAAGUCGAGCAGCAAAGUGGAAACGCCCAGGAAGGGGGAGGAGGAGAAGGCUGCACUCAGCAAGAUGGUGGAAGACGAGAAGCAUCGGCCCAUGAAGGACGAUCGACAACGGUACAGCCGGGAAUACAACGAGAGCGACGGGCCGAAAUACGGUAAAAGGGACGAAGUGGAAAAAUACAAACACUCCAGAGAAGAUGAUUACCGCUACCGCUACCGCCAAGACGAGGAUCGAUCGAGGCCCAGCCGGGGGGAGGAGCGCCCCAGAUACGACGAGGACCGGCACCGUCCCAACAAGUACCCGGAACCCAGGUCCAAGCACGAGCGGGAGGAGCCCAAGCCCAAGAUCGAGAAGGAAAAAACAACACCUGUUAAAAGACAAUUCAAGGAGGAGGCAGAGGUCAAAAAGCCCGAGCCCCCCCCAAGGCCCUACGACCCUCCUAAGAUCAUGUGUGGACCCAGUCCCGCCAUGAGGGCCAAGCUGCGCAAGCAGAGCCUGGAGUCGGCCAAGGCGGCGGCGGCUACGGCCCCCGUGGCGCCAGCAGCCCCGGCCCCUCCGGCAGCCCCCCUUGGGGCUGCCUUUGGCAGAUUCACCUGGAAGAAGAAGGAGAGCGUCCUGGCCAAGGAGGCGGAACGAGUCGCCGCAGAGUUCCUGAAGGACGACGAGGCGCCAACGCCGGCGGACAAGAUUCCAGUGGAGGACUCUUUUGCCAAGUCCAUGGCAGUCGCCAAGGAGAUCGCUCUGAAGCUGUCGGGCCAGCCUCCCAUGCCGCCGCCUUGGGCGGGCCAGGUGGCCCUCCGAGGAAGGAUCCGGCCAAACCUCCCGGCGCCAGCAAUUGGCCUCCGGACAACCACCGCCGUCGCCAAGCCUGCUCCUCUGAACGCCUUCCUCUCCAUCAGACCACAAACCCCUGAAUCUGCAGCACCUGAAGACAACCCACUGGCGUCUGAACCUGUACCCAUGGAGAUUGAGGAUCAGGAUGAACCCAUACAGGAACCAGCACCGAUGCCCGUGAACAUACCAGCGUACAUACCAGCUCAGGUGUCUGUGCAAAUGCCCCCGCAAAUGCCUGUGCAGAUCCCCGUGCAGAUGCCAGUACAGAUACCGGUGCAAAUGCCAGUGGAGCCUCCUCCCCAGUUCCAACCUCCUCCCCAGUUCCAACCUCCUCCCCAGUUCCAACCUCCUCCCCAGUUCCAACCACCUCCCCAGUUCCAACCACCUCCCCAGUUCCAACCACCUCCCCAGUUCCAGCCUCCUCCCCAGUUCCAACCUCCUCCCAUGUCAGGGAACCAGAGGCUGGUGGCAGUGGAUUCUGACGAGGCGGCCCCAGGGGUCCCUGCCAGUGAGCAGAUGCGGACCGUCUUCGUGAAGCCCCCUCCCUUCAUGAACUCCGGCGACGGAGCACACCGCUCGGAGAAACUCAAGACCCACCUGGCGGCAGCCAAGGCCAAGGACCUCUUCGACAUCUUCUACAGCGGAGUGAGCCAGUCUGGCCCCUCCGCCUUCCCCAAAGCAGCGACCGCAGACACCAGGACCCCGACCAGUGGGACCAAGACCGGCGAGGGCAAGAUGAAACCAUCGCAGCCGGUCCUGCAAAGCAUUACCAAACCCGUGCCUCCCCCGUCCUUCCUCCCCAAAACAACUGAACUCAAACCGGCACUCCAACCUCUAGUCCAACAAGUACCACAGACCCACCCAGACCCAAUACCACUGGCCCAACCAGUACUUCAGACCAGUCUUGACACAGUUCCCCAGACCCACCCAGACCCAAUAGCACAGGCCCAACCAGUACUUCAGACUAGUCUUGACCCAGUACCCCAAACCCUCCCAGACCCAAUACCACUGGCCCAACCAGUACUUCAGACCAGUCUUGACCCAGUACCCCAGACCCACCCAGACCCAAUACCACUGGCCCAACCAGUACUUCAGACCAGUCUUGACCCAGUACCCCAGACCCACCCAGACCCAAUACCACAGGCCCAACCAGUACUUCAGACCAGUCUUGACCCAGUACCACAGACCCACCCAGACCCAAUACCACAGGUCAAACCAGUACCACAGAACAAACCUGACCCAUUACCACAGGUACGACCAGACCUCAGACCUGAGGCCCAACCAUGGGUACAACCAGUUACGAGCCAACCUGACCCAAUACCACAGGUCGAACCAGUACCACAGCCCCAACCUGACUUGGAGUCUCCAACUCGAUCCAAAGUACAACCAGUACUACAAAUCCAACCGGAGCCAGUACCACAGUUCCAACCAGUACUACAGAGCCAGUCCGACCCAAUACCAGAGGUCCAACCAGUACUACAGAUCCAGUCUGACCCAACCCCACAGGUCCAACAAGUACUACAGAUCCAGCCUGACCCAUUACCAGAGGUCCAUCAAGAACUACAGGUCCAGUCUGAGCCAGCACCCCAGACAAAACCCCAUGUACAACUUACCCCACAGGACCAGCCUGACCCCAUACCCCAGACCCAUUCCCAAGUACCCCCAGUAUCCCAGAUCCAAUCUGAAACGAUACCACAGACCCAACCGCAAGUACAACUACUAUCCCAGACCCAUCCCGACCCACAACCAGAACCCCAAACCCUUCUUGCUUCAGAGACCCAAGUUGAACCACAGUUUGGACAACUGGAUCUGCUGCCAAGUCUGCACGGCCAGGAUGAAGAUCUGGAGCUGACCACAGCUCCGACCACCCUGUCAGAGUCCCCGAAAACUCCUAAAACUAAGAGCCGAACGUCUCCGCAAGCCAAGAAGACCUCUCCGGCCUCCCGCCCUGUCCGACAGACGCGCUCCCAAACCCGCUACCAGACCCGCCGGCAGCGGAGCCAGUGUGAGUCCGGAUCGGAGUCCGGCCUCGAAAGCGAAGAGGCAGCAUCCAACUCGGAAGGGCCAGAGACUGGCACCAAUCUCGAGCCGCAGGUGGAGCCGCAGGUGGAGCCGCAGGUGGAGCCCCAGGUGGAGCCCCAGGUGGAGCCCCAGGUGGAGCCCCAGGUGGAGCCCCAGGUGGAGCCCCAGGUGGAGGAGACGCUGUUGCCCGUUGACACCCCCCAAAACCCAGACACCCCUGACAUUAUCACCACUGAAACCCUCGGCCUGCCUUCAGACAUGAUGUCCCUGGGGUUCGAGUAUGACUUUAACUUUGAGUGAGCGAUGAUUCCAGGCUCUUCAGGGUGACUCUAGAACCAUGUUGAUUUGAUGUUUAACUCAAAUUAGCUAGCAAGCUAACCUAGUGUGCUAGCCUCUCAGGCUAGCACACUGACCAUGGAAUUGAGUAGGGAAGUCCCAGUCAGACAUUUAUGACUUUAUUUUUUUUGUUUAAAAGAUCCCAGUGCUGUUCAAGUUGAGCUAACUUAUCUCGGUUCCUCGUGUGACCCCUUGCUUGUUUGCCUACGGGGGAACAUCCUGACUUUGAUUUCUCGUGGAUUGUUUUUAUUUUUUACCCAUGACUCGCCGCAUCGCUCUACCAUUUUGUGUCCUGUUUUGCUCUUUAAACAUUUACACAAAAGUCUUUUGAUACAGAUACAAUGCAUAGUCCUGCGUUGGAAUGUUCUGGUUAGUAAAGUUUGGACCAAACCCUUUUCCCCGGAGAUCUCUUCUGUGGUGUCUGAGAAGUGUCAACAUUGUCCCCUUACAAUGUUACCAUAGAAACAGGCCAUGUCAUCCCACCCCCCUGCUCUGCCAGACUAACAGACCACCUGUCCUGUACAUGUUGAUGCUUCUGUAGUUUAAUAAUAAAGUCUAGUGACCACAGCGACCCCUCCUGUUGUUAUUAGACUUGCGCUCACUUUAUUACCUGAGAAUCGUAGCCAGCUAAAGUUACCAAGUCGAGGCUGAUGAAUCCUAGCAUUUACAUUUUAGAGAGGCAAACAAUGAUAAAGUUGGAUAAGAGGUGUACAUACAAUGAUUAAGUUGGCUAAGACAUUGACCUACACCUAGUGGAGACAGACCAAUACCAUGUCCGUUGGCUACAGGAGAAUAAUGAAUCAAUGCGUCACUACCAGCCGGUGUGGUCUCAGCCCUAGUGUUCACUAGAACCACCACCACUAGAACCACCAGCCGAGGGUGGAGUCCAUGGGGUCGUCCCCCCCCCAGCAGGAAACCGGUAGGCCGGGAAGGUAAUCGUAUUAAACCUUCAGAUGGGGGCGUUUGCUUAACUUUGUGUGUAUUUAAUGAUUCAGAUAAGUUGUAUUUUGUCAAACGUUUUUUUUUUUUUUCAAUAAAGAAUGAGGAGAACAUAUCAGGCUCCAGACAUUCCUUCACAGAAUUAGUGUGAACAGCUCAUUGAUACCAGAUGACGUUAAAUAUGUACUGUCAUAAUAUUAUACUCCACUGUGUG
Messenger RNA from Gadus chalcogrammus (walleye pollock), 8792 nucleotides. It is a transcript of the gene znf318, whose product is annotated as zinc finger protein 318. NCBI's taxonomy places the organism in Eukaryota, Metazoa, Chordata, Actinopteri, Gadiformes, Gadidae. The transcript has 12 exons. Gene Ontology annotation, cellular component: nucleoplasm. Gene Ontology annotation, molecular function: zinc ion binding; nucleic acid binding. The record is from RefSeq and is a predicted model, not a curated record. The coding region runs from base 1415 to 7603 and encodes 2062 amino acids. Gene Ontology annotation, biological process: positive regulation of DNA-templated transcription; negative regulation of DNA-templated transcription.